Molecule: messenger RNA, 3935 nt
Organism: Xiphophorus maculatus (southern platyfish)
Lineage: Eukaryota; Metazoa; Chordata; Actinopteri; Cyprinodontiformes; Poeciliidae
Gene: coro1ca
Product: coronin-1C
Exons: 11
Coding region: 128-1549 (473 amino acids)
Biological process (GO): actin filament organization; neural crest cell migration
Molecular function (GO): actin filament binding
Source: RefSeq, a predicted model, not a curated record
AAGAGCACAGAACUGCUUGUUGUGUCAGCAGCGGCUCCGGUAGAGGGAGGAAUAAAGUGGGAUUCGCGUUUGGCUGUGUUCUAUCAUUUACCAUUCAGGAAUACCUUUAUUUCCCCCCUAGGAAGAUAUGAGACGAGUUGUACGACAGAGCAAAUUCCGUCAUAUCUUUGGCCAGGCGGUGAAGUAUGACCAAUGCUACGAUGACAUUCGGGUCUCAAGGGUCACAUGGGACAGCUCCUUCUGUGCAGUCAACCCCAAGUUUGUUGCCAUAAUUAUUGAGGCCAGUGGCGGAGGAGCUUUUCUCGUUCUCCCUCUUCAUAAGUCAGGACGCAUUGACAAAUCCUACCCAACAGUAUGUGGUCACACAGGCCCUGUGUUGGACAUCGACUGGUGCCCACACAACGACCAGGUCAUUGCCAGCGGCUCUGAGGACUGCACAGUGAUGGUGUGGCAGAUUCCUGAGAAUGGCCUUGUGUCCUCCAUGUCUGAACCAGUGGUGGUUCUGGAAGGCCACUCAAAGCGUGUGGGAAUCAUCACAUGGCAUCCAACAGCACGAAAUGUCCUCCUUAGUGCUGGUUGCGACAACCAGAUAAUCAUCUGGAAUGUGGGCACAGGAGAGGCCAUGAUCUCCUUGGAGGAUAUGCAUCCUGAUGUCAUUUACAAUGUGACCUGGAACCGCAAUGGUAGCCUUAUCUGCACUUCCUGCAAGGACAAGUCAAUCCGUGUCAUCGAUCCCCGGAAGGAGACCAUUAUUGCUGAGAAGGAAAAGGCACACGAGGGCGCUCGACCAAUGAGGGCCAUUUUCCUCUCCAACGGCAACAUCCUCACCACCGGCUUCAGUCGAAUGAGUGAGAGGCAGCUGGCUCUCUGGAAUACGGAAAACAUGGAGGAGCCGAUGACCGUCAACGAGAUGGACACGAGCAAUGGGGUGCUGCUGCCCUUCUAUGAUCCAGACACCAGUGUUGUUUACCUCUGUGGAAAGGGUGACAGCAGCAUUCGUUACUUUGAGAUCACGGAUGAGGCUCCAUACGUUCACUUCCUGAACACCUUUGCGAGCAAGGAGCCGCAGAGGGGCAUGGGCUACAUGCCCAAGAGAGGCCUUGAUGUCAAUAAGUGUGAAAUUGCAAGGUUCUAUAAACUGCAUGAAAGAAAGUGUGAGCCUAUUGUGAUGACUGUACCAAGAAAGUCGGACCUGUUCCAGGACGACUUGUACCCGGACACAGCGGGACCAGACCCUGCCCUGGAGGCGGAGGAGUGGUUCGAGGGCAAGAACGGAGACCCCAUUCUCAUAUCCCUAAAGAACGGCUAUGUCCCUGGCAAGAACCGAGAGUUCAAGGUCGUCAAAAAGAACAUUUUGGACAGCAAGGUCAACAAGAACAUGGAGAAGUCAAGCCCUGCCAACAAGUCUGCUUCUUCAACUCCAUCAAUUAAAUCUGAGGCAAAGAUGGAGGAGAUCUUGAAAGAAAUCAAAUCCCUCAAGGACCUGAUCAGCAGUCAGGAGAAGCGAAUCAUCAAACUUGAAGAGCAGAUGUCCAAAGUUGCCAUUUAGGGGCCAUUUAUCCCCCCAUCCCACUACAAUUCAGGACGUUCCUUUAGCUGGGGACUUCAGGGUGAGCGGGAGCAGUAAUCCUCUGUCUUUCUGACGGCGUUUGGUCUGAAUCCUGCCAGCCAACGAUCCCCAGCAACAUUCCAGAUGAACUUUUUCUUAGCGAGAUCCCAACCCUCAGUUUAACACAGGUGGAAUAAGAAGGAUUUGGUAAAUUUAGCAGAAAGUACUUUUGCUUUUUGAUGAAAAGAACAUUCCUUUUAUUCUGUUUCAGUCUUUUAAUUCCCUUAGCUGAUUAAAAAAGAGGUCUUAAUUUGACUCAUUUUAGACUGACCAAAUCAACAACAGUUCCAGUUUCUGAUAUCUCUACAUUUUUAAGUAGGUGCCAGUGUUUCAUGUUGGCGUGUCCCAAAACGAAAAUGUUGCCAAAUUUAAAUUUUGUUUACACCUCCUGAACAGUAUUUUCUUUCUCUUUCUCUGUGAGACUGUUUUAGACUCAAGCAGUGAAGUUUGGUGAAGUAGACUGCUUAUAUAGAGAGGAGAAUUUAAUCAUUUUACUACUAUGAAAACUGGUAAAGUAACUGUAACAUGAUUGAAAUUUAGAUACCGGUUAAAGAAAAUGCAUUCCAGUUUUCCAGUCAACAUUAAACAUUUAGAAAAUAUCCCAAAUGACAAAUCCUUUGUCUUAGUUAAACCUGCACAAAUCUAUUCCUGCUUUUUUUUCCCCCAUUGCCCUCCAUGUAGACAUGCAUACCUUUCCUUCCCGCUACAUUCACAUGAACUCUGAAACUAUUGUAGAAAAUCACAUUCCACUGAUCUUAUUGGACAUUCAUGAAAGGACCAAGAAAAAUUCCCGCCUCCUCUCUCUGUAAACGGUCUGCUGUAGCAGCUCUGUGGCGCUGGUCACCUAGUUCAUGCUUUAUGUGCUGCAUGUGGAAAGAACAAUAAGAGCUUUUUUUCUUUCAUCUUUGCCGCAAAAACUGAUUUGUUUUUGUAGGACCUGCAACUUCCAGUCUCAGUGUUUGUUGUAAAUGGUCUUGCUAAACCCACAUGUAGUUAGUUUAUGUUUUCUGUAUAAUUAGAGAAGAAAAACAUCAACAACAAGCUGAUUUAUUUCAGACCAUCUUAUGAUAAAGGUGGAUAUUAUAGAAGAAGCUGUUCAUGAUGAAAAUCACUGUCCUGGGUGUCCCUGCUUUGUUUCCAGCUCAAAGCAAAAUGAAGGUCCAUUACCUGCCUAUAAUUUGGGAAAAACGAACAGUUUGGAUACCACUUACCUGUUGUUUUUUUUUUUUAUUACUACUAUUCUGUUUCUUGUUCCAGCUGUGCUUGUAUCCCUCUUAGCACUUCCACUUUUAAAUCCUGUGAGUUAAUUCUGUCCUUAAAUCAGUGCAGUUAUUCCAAAUACCAGAACCAUUGGAUCGUCCAACCAGAGUCGUUGCGGUCCAACAGAAGCUCUAUUUUUCUGAGGUUUUACAUUUGUUUCCCAGUGGGAAGCUGAGACGGGUUAAUGGUUCAGUCUGUUGUUUGCCUUUGUUAAUUAACACUGUACAGACCUGAAAGUGCCAUAGAGGAAACCCUGAAAGUGUGUGUUGGAGGUUGUGUAGUGAAUGGAUGAAUUGAAAGGUGCCUGGAUUUUAAAACCACUUUGAGGUGCUAUACUUUGUACUGACACCCUGUUCCUAAAGUGCUGAUGACACCACCGAGUCCUGCCAGUCAUUCUGACACAUACACCAGGCAGCAUCUUUGCUCUGCGUUUAAUCUGAGCAUUGAGCCACUGACAUUCUGGCGUUUUUCUUCUUGGUACGGGUAUAAAAAUCUUUUUAAAUUGAUUUCAAACCAAGAAUUUUGCAGCUGUAGCACAGCCUUGGAAGUCAGCUGCCAUCAGGAUGCACUUUGAGCAGCGAGUUGUACAUUAACGGUAAUAGGAAAUCUAAUGAGGCUGCCGCUCCGUAGAUUUUAUUUUAUAGCAUCAUUGGUGCAAAAACUUUAGUAUCUAACAUCAAUCCAAAGGGAUAAUGUAGGUGGAAGUGGCGCUGAAAGAUAGGUGUAUGUUUGUAAUUAAGGUUUAGAAAAAUGAGUGAAAGCUGUGUAAAUAUGAUCAGGAAUCAUUUUGUUUUUUGUGGUUGUGCUAAAGAGGGUGUUUGUAUGGGUGAUGGGUUUUAAACGUCUUCCUCCUCCCCUCCUGUUUUGUGUUCCUUGCACCUUGCCCCCAUACAAAAAUAAGAGAAAAGCAGAACCUCCAUCGCAUAUGAAAAAUGAGAAACUAGAUCAGACAAAAACCAACCAGGAUGAAAGCCUCGGUGAGGUCUGCUCAGCUUCUUUUCAUUAUCCUUGCUUCAAAUAUUGGACAUUGAUUAUAAGAAAAUUAAUAAAGAAUUUUUAAAAUGAA